This is a messenger RNA of Alosa sapidissima (American shad), 1522 nucleotides long. RefSeq lists its product as uncharacterized. The record is from RefSeq and is a predicted model, not a curated record. Gene Ontology annotation, cellular component: mitochondrion. The transcript has 8 exons. Bases 54 to 836 code for a protein of 260 amino acids. NCBI's taxonomy places the organism in Eukaryota, Metazoa, Chordata, Actinopteri, Clupeiformes, Clupeidae. Gene Ontology annotation, molecular function: iron-sulfur cluster binding; iron ion binding. Gene Ontology annotation, biological process: iron-sulfur cluster assembly.
UAAGGGAUAGUGUAAGACAGCUAAAUUGGGUCCUGAAUGUCAAAACAAUUGAAAUGGCGGCUACUGCAAGAUGGAGUCUGUUGCUGUUAUUACGGUCACGCUCAGUUACACAUAAUUUCAGGUAUCCAGUAACUGAGAGAAAGAGAUGCUUCUCUCUAUCUGUUGUCCGUCAUGUUAGAAAACCUCAACUCCCCUUUAGGGGACCAGUGAGAUGGUUGUCCAUUCAAACCCAAGAUACACCAAACCCCAGAAGCCUGAAGUUCAUACCUGGUAAACCUGUCUUGGGAGCAGGGACACUGGAUUUCCCCACUUCUAGUACUGCAGAAUGUUCUCAAUUAGCAAGUAAUCUCUUUGAGGUUGAGGGAGUGAAGAGUGUCUUCUUCGGCCCAGAUUUCAUUACUGUGACAAAGACAGAUGAUGAUGUGGAGUGGAUUGAUAUUAAGCGACAUGCCAUUGAAAUCAUCACAAAAUUCUUUGAGAGUGGAGAACCCAUUACAACUGGAGCUACACAGUCUCACUCGGAGAACAGUCUCUCUGAGGAAGAUGACGAAAUUGUUUCAAUGAUUAAGGAGCUCCUGGAUACAAGGAUCAGGCCCACUGUGCAGGAGGAUGGUGGUGAUGUCAUCUUUAAGGGGUUUGAGGAUGGCACUGUGAAGCUGAAACUGGUUGGCUCCUGCACAGGCUGUCCUAGCUCCACAGUUACCUUGAAAAAUGGCAUUCAAAACAUGCUUCAGUUCUACAUACCUGAAGUGGACGACGUGGAACAGGUUGAAGAUGAAUUGGAUGAGAUCACUAAUAAAGUGUUCUCUGAAUUGGAACGCAAAUUGGACUCCUAGCCUGAUCUUGCUACUUCAGGUUUGGCAGACUACUUGUAGAACAACCCUGACAUACUUCAGGUUCUGAGCAGCAUCCUAACAACGUAGUGUAAUAUUAUGGUCAAUGGUUAACAUUUUUAGCUUUGCACUUUCCAAUAUUUAUAUUUAUUUUAUUUUGCCUCUGUAACGAGCCUCAGUCAGUUGUAUGCAUUACAAAGGGGUUUGCAAAUGAAAUGUUAGAUAUCAUUGUCCUUGGAAAGUUGCAAAUGCUGAAGAUGGUUAUGAUAUAUUUGUUGCAUAUUGCAAGUGAUUUUCGGGUGGGGUUCGGGGGUUGUUUUCUGAUCAUUUGAAAUGUGACAUUACACCCAAAGCAACUUCAGAAAAUGAAAGACCAAUUGUAUAGAUUGUGUUUUAAAAAGAAUGCAGAAAGAAAAAGCAGUUCCAGAAUUAACUUCCUUUUCCUGAAGGCCACACAUCUGUGAUGUGGAUGGACACAGUCAAAUUUAGUGUAGGAUUUAAAUAGAAGUUCAGACACAGAUUAUUACUGUCAGAAAAUGUAAGUUUGGACAUGAAUUAUAACCAAAUCAUACUGCUCUAGGUGAAAGUUACAGUGACUGUUCUGUUACUUUUGCCUGGUUAUUGUCUCACUUACUGCACUGUAAGCUAUGCUUUGUGUUGUAUUAAAAAAAAAAUGCAUACUCAUAUUC